UAAUGACUCAGAUGGAAAGACGCGGACAUCAACAGCAGAUCAGAUUAGAAAGGUCAUGUCAGAUCUCAGGAUUGUGUUGGUGGGUAAAAGCGGAGCUGGGAAGAGCUCAUCAGGAAACACCGUCCCGGGAGAAAAAGUGUUUGAUGAAGAAUUAUCUGAUGAAUGUGUGACCGAGAAAUGGCAGAAACAUCAGCAGGAGGUUAAAGGUCAAAUCAUCUCCAUCAUUGACACUCCGGGACGGUGUUAUACACCAAUAAAUGAAGAAGAAGUGAAGAAAGAAAUGGAGAAAUGCAUUGAAACAUCUGCUCCUGGUCCUCACGUGUUUCUGCUGGUGCUCAGACUGGACGAGAAACCAACAAACCAAGAGAAAAACAUGGUGAAAUGGAUUCAGGAGAACUUUGGGGAAGAAGCUAACCGAUACACCAUCAUCCUCUUCAUUAGAGGAGAUCAGAAUAAAACAUCCAUAGAGGAGUUUCUGGCAAAUAACGAGGAGAUGCGAGCACUAGCUGAACAGUGUAAAGGUGGAUAUCAUGUCUUUAACAACACCGAUGAAGAAAACAGAUCUCAGGUCAGUGAGCUGCUGGAGAAGAUCGACUCAAUGCUGGAGGAAAAUGAAGGGCAGUUUUACAGUAAUGAGCUGCUGAUGGAGGCUCAGAGGAGCAGACAUCUGACCGGGGUUCAGAAAGCAGUGUUUGUGGGAGCAGGUCUGCUUGGAGGAGCCAUUGAGGGAGCAGGAGCUGUAGCUGUGGUUCAAUCUGCCAUGGCUUUAGCAGCCAUUCCUGCGGCUUUUAUCGCGGCAGGAGUCGCCAUCAUGGCUGAAGGAGCAGCUCUAGCUCUUAUAGACGCACUGAGAGCAUGCAUGAAGAGGAGAAAUAAAGACAACGACAAAUAAAGGUUAUGAGGACAGUGUUGGGGUGAUGUAUUACACAUAAUAUGUACUGAGAGCGUGCAUGAAGAGUAGAAAGCAGUAAAUAAAGGGGUAUUAUAAAGAAAGCAGUAAGUAAAGGGGUUAUUAGCACUGCAGGACAGUGUUGAGGUAUUAUUUUAUCUAAUAAGGCGCACUGAAAGCAUGAAGAGGAGAAAUGAAGAUUGAUGUAAAUAAAGGGGUUAGCACUGCAAGACAGUGUAGAGGUCAUAUUUUAUCAAAGAUUGUGCACUGAGAGCAUGCAUGAAGAGGAGAAAUGAAGACAACAGCUAAUAUAGGGGUUAUUAGUACUGUAGGAUAGUGUUGUUGGGGUAGUAUAUUACAUUUACAUUUAGUCAUUUAGCAGACGCUUUUAUCCAAAGCGACUUACAAAUGAGGACAAGGAAGCAAUUUACACAACUAUAAGAGCAGCAGUGAACAAGUGCUAUAGACAAGUUUCAGGUGUGUAAAGUCUAAGAAGCAAAGCAUUAGUAAAUUAUUAUUAUUAUUUUUUUUGAGAGAGAGAGAGAGUACAGUUAGUGGUAUAGCCAGAGAGGCAGUUAAGAUUAGGAAGGAAAGUGGAGACUAAACAGUUGCGUUUUUAGUCGUUUCUUGAAGACAGCAAGUGACUCUGCUGUUCUGAUGUAGUUAGGGAGUUCAUUCCACCAACUGGUCAGAUUGAAUGCGAGAGUUCGGGAAAGUGAUUUUUUCCCUCUUAGGGAUGGAACCACGAGGCGACGUUCAUUCACAGAACGCAAGUUUCUGGAGGGCACAUAUAUCUGCAGAAGUGAGAGCAGAUAAGAAGGAGCAAAGCCAGAGGUCGCUUUGUAAGCAAACAUCAGAGCUUUGAAUUUGAUGCGAGCAGCAACUGGCAGCCAGUGCAAACGGGUGAGUAGCGGAGUGACAUGUGCUCUUUUGGGUUCAUCAAAGACCACUCGUGCUGCUGCGUUCUGAAGCAGCUGAAGAGGUUUGAUAGAGUUAGCUGGAAGCCCGGCUAGUAGAGAGUUGCAAUAAUCGAGUUUGGAGAGAACAAGAGCUUGAACAAUGAGUUGAGCUGUAUGUUCAGAUAGGAAGGGUCGGACCUUUCUGAUGUUACAGAGUGCGAAUCUGCAAGAUCGAGCAGUUCUAGAAAUGUGCUCAGAGAAGUUUAGUUGGUCAUCAAUCGUUACUCUAAGGCUUUUUACCAUUUUGGAUGCAGUAAUGGUUGCCCCAUCCAUCUGGAUUGAAAAGUUUAUUACAAUAUUACAAAUAAAGUGCACUGAGAACAUGCAACAAGAGGAGAAAUAAAGAAAAUUGUAGUAGUGCAUGACAGUGUUGGUUUAAUACGUUUGAUCAAAUAUUGUGCACUGAAAGCUUGUGUAAGGGGAGAAAUGAAGAAAACUGUAAAUAAAUGGGUUGUUAGUACUGUAGGUAAAUGUUGUUGGAAUAAUAUUUUACAAAUAAUGUGCACUGAAAGCGUGCAUGAAGAGGAGAAAUAAUGAAAAUAGUAAAUAAAGGUUAUAAGGACAGUGUUAGGGGCACUGCAAAAAACUAAAAGCAUAGAAACUUGUAUUGUUUCUGGUUCCAAAUAUCUAAAAAAUCUUAAAGUAAGAAGCAUUUUUCUAGAUGUGUCAUAAGAAAACAUAAUAACGAAUAAUAUUAAAUAUAAUAAUAGAUAAAAGAACAAUAAAAGAACAAAAUCCAUCGCCAGUUACUUCCCCUUUAUUAAUUGCAUUUGUUCUCUUGUCUCUGUGUUGACAUAUGUACGGUCAAUCAUACAUGCCAACACUCCUGUUUUUCCCGCCACUCUCCCAUUUUGUUAUUUCUCUCGGGGACCUCCCACAAUUUGUAAGGCCAUGCUCUCAUCCAUGCUUGCCAGAUCUUGUAUGAAGCUCAUCACCUUGAAAUAUAGACGAAAUAUUCAAAUAUCGAAACACUUCCUUACCUUAAUCUGGUAGCAUACGCUACAACAUUUGCACUGUUGAUUUCUAUUUGUAGAUUAUUUGCUCUUCUCAUUUGCAUAAAAAUAGACAAUGCCUUAAAAUAAAUUAAAAACUGCUAUUAUUCACUGA
This is a messenger RNA of Danio aesculapii, 2955 nucleotides long. Its product is annotated as GTPase IMAP family member 7-like. Bases 56 to 892 code for a protein of 278 amino acids. Lineage: Eukaryota; Metazoa; Chordata; Actinopteri; Cypriniformes; Danionidae. The record is from RefSeq and is a predicted model, not a curated record. The transcript has 2 exons. Gene Ontology annotation, molecular function: GTP binding.